UCCAUAUCAGUAACGCAGUGCCGGUGGUAUCUCACAUCACAUUCACACAACAAACAACAAACAAUUAGAUCGGAAAAACAAAACAAAACAAUGAAGCUUCAACCGGUGUAGAAAGAAACCACACAGAAAUAGAAAUCAUAACUAUUAAUCACUAACCGUUGUUAAAUCUAAUUGAUUGUGUGCAUCGCGAAACACAUCGAUUAGAUCGAAUUCGAGAAAUGAAGGAUGACGAUGGACUUCCAACCUCAACAACAACAACGAGUAGCAAAAAGGAAAACGUGGAUUCGUCUUUUCUCGGGAAAGGACGCUACAAAUUCUGGGCAUUAGCUGCUAUUUUGCUUCUCGCUUUUUGGUCCAUGUUCACCGGUACCGUUUCUCUUCGUUGGUCUGGUAAUCUCAAUUCCUUGUCCACUGACCUAGAUACCCCAAUCCACGAUGACCUAGAUGUUCUCGAAAUGGAGGAGAGGGAGAAGGUGGUGAGGCAUAUGUGGGAUGUGUAUACCAACAGCCGUAGGAUCAGGUUGCCGAGGUUUUGGCAGGAGGCUUUUGAGGCUGCUUAUGAAGAAUUGACCAGUGAUGUUCCUGGUGUUAGAGAUGAUGCAAUUACUGAGAUCGCUAAGAUGUCUGUUCGUUCAGUUAAUUUUGAUCCGCCUCCUAUCCAAUCUACGAGAACACAAGAGUUUAGUAAAACCCUCAAGAUAGCUGAGAAAGGAAAAGAAGCCAUUGCAUCUCGGCGUGCUUAAAGACUACUAUAAUGAGCAGUCAAGGGUAAGUCAUGUGCUUGAGAGUGCCAUCAAAAGAUUGCAAAGAAACAGCUAUGGAUGAAGCCAUACUGAAAUUUCUAUUCUUUCCAUAAGCAAGAUGAUUAUGUAUUUUAAUAGGUUGUGGUUCUUUCAAAUUUUGCAGCCAAGUUCAAAAGUAGUAGUAAAUUAAAACGCUUUUCGUCAGACAAAUUUGACUGACUAUAUUUUCCUAUAUGACAAGUUGAUUUAUUUAUAUCUAAAUUAUUUGGUAAACCAAUAA
Vicia villosa (hairy vetch) is the source of this 1023-nucleotide messenger RNA. RefSeq lists its product as uncharacterized. The coding region runs from base 219 to 743 and encodes 174 amino acids. The record is from RefSeq and is a predicted model, not a curated record. The transcript is spliced from 3 exons. Lineage: Eukaryota; Viridiplantae; Streptophyta; Magnoliopsida; Fabales; Fabaceae.